This is a messenger RNA of Eimeria acervulina, 2409 nucleotides long. RefSeq lists its product as hypothetical. Lineage: Eukaryota; Apicomplexa; Conoidasida; Eucoccidiorida; Eimeriidae. Bases 1 to 2409 code for a protein of 802 amino acids. The record is from RefSeq and is a predicted model, not a curated record. The transcript has a single exon.
AUGCUGACUUCGAAGGGAGGCGACAUGUCUCUCCCGGACUCUGCCACAGGCAUCUGUGCGUCAGGGGAAAAGAUCUACUCAUUUUCUUCGCGUUCUUCUUUAAAUUUCUUUCGUGAGUUUCCCUCUCUAAUUCUAUCGACUCGGAGUUUGAAGUCAUUGAGGAUUUCAAGACCCUCAUUUGUGCGGGCCUCAACACUCGUUGCAGCAGCUUUGGGGGCAUUGGGUCUACUUGUAGCAAACGUUGCGGCAACAAGUCAGGCUCUACCCCCCAAUUCUACAGCAGAGACUAGAUCAGUGGCGUGGAGCAGUGUUGCUGAGGAACAGUGGUUUGGUGAGGGCCCUCUAGGGGGUCAAGCGAAUGGCGAUGUAGAUCUUCCCACUCUUCCUGAAUCUGCUGUGACAGGCGUACGGUCUUCAGCUGCUGACUUUGCCUUCCCCCUUCCAGAGAAACCCAAUGACGUCCUGAGCUCAAUCAAUCUAGGAGCAAGUGAAGAAGUUCCCUAUGGAACAAAUCCCCCAGCGCCAUGCCCUGUAGACAACCAAACUGGGACUGGGCGGCAAGACUCACGGCCCGCUCUUAGCCUACUUGUACUGUUGUUUCUGUUCGCCUUGGGGCUGCCAUCAAUCCACUUUCUGAGAGUCUCAUCGGGUCAGGAGAAGACAGGAGGAGGGCGUUUUCAGCCCCGAGAUCAGCAACAAAAGGAAGACGAGAAGGAGCAGAGCACACCGUCGCCGUCGGAGUCGCAAGAAGACGAGCAGAAGCUGCACGAGAUUCACGAGAAGGAACCUUUUACGGUUGGGGUGCAUCAACUGGAUGAGUUGGCGAGGCUGCGGCCUCUGGCAGCACACCUGGCGAAGACGGUUGGAACCGAGGAGUCGUUGAGUGCCCUUGAGGACUUCGAAAAGACAGUAGAGAACUGCAAGCUGGUUCAGCAGCAGAUUUUGCAAGGUUCUAUGGACUCCGAUCCGUCGUACAGCAUUGUACUUGCAGAUGCCGUCUCUGAUGGCCUCAAUGCGCUAUCUGAGCUUUAUGAACAGGCUCGAGAACACGGAAUCUCUGUGGCGCAGACUACACGAAGUAUCAAGUGCCCCCCUGUCUUUUCAAAGCAAGAACUGCAUACCUUGGCAGGUUGCAUUUCUUCAUCAACCACGGGCUUGAUGGACUUUUACUUCGCUGACUUCGGCUCCUCUUUCCAACUGCUCUUGAGGACAGUUGAAACGGUGCAGAAAAGGCUUGAGAGCCUACGAGGGGUUGAGGGGGUGAAUGACUGGCAUGUGGUAGCUGCAGUUGCUGCAGGUGUAGAGUUUAUCAAGCAAGCCCAUGAGUCUGCAGAAAUACAAGCGAAGUCUUUUGAUAUUGUGAAACGGAGUGCAGAUGCUAUGAUCCUGCUGCACUACUUGCGGCAGCAAACGUCCAUACAACGCAAAUUUCGAGAAGAUAUAGCGGAACAUCGAGUGCUGUGCAAUUUAGAGAAAUGGAGGAAUCUGUCUGCUCCCCAGCAAGACACUACCUUCCCCAUGACCGUUGCGGAAGUGGAAAAGCAGUUAGAUGAAGCGGAGAGAUUACUGGAGAAACACCAGCAGGAAAUCGACAAUAUGGAGAAGGAAGAUAACAUUUUCUCUGCGCAGAGUGCGAAGAUGCAAGCAGAAAUGUUGGCAUCAGAAGUGAAGAACGUGUUGGAGGCAGUGUCGAUCCAUACGGAUUCGUUGCCCGGCAUAGGCACGGCCGGAGAUGAUCCUGAAGUUCGCCAACUCAUGCAGCAGCUGGCCGCAAGGGCCAAACAGGCAGCCUUUAGAGCCGCCAAGAGAGUGGAAAUCAUCCAACGGGAGAUGAAGGUGCGGAUGCCGCUCGGUAGUGAUGAUGGACCAAAGCCAGUUAGCCCUUUUGCAAGAGAAGCGCUCAAGAUAGAGUUUCGCAAGGUAGCAGGCAACGUACAGAACGCUGCUCAACAGGCUGCCAGUGCGGCAGCAAAGGUUGCCAAGGACGAGGUCAGCUCAGCAGCCGCUCUAUCGGAACUGGUAGCAACAGCAAGAGCGGCCGCUUUGCUAGCAGAAACCCACAGCGCCGAAGCGGAGCUACUGGGGCUGGAGAUGCAACUUCUAGACUCUAUGGAACUCGACAUGCGCCUGAGCCUCCAAUGGGCACGAAGAGCAGCAGCAGCUGUAGGAGUGGAAGCACAAGUAAAAGAGUCACCGAAACACUGGCGUCUUAGCCUGUCUGCCGAGCGAACCAAGAAGUUCCAGUCCCUUUUAGGGCAAGUGAACGACGCUAAGAAAAACGCGCAUUUCAGAAGCAGGUUGGAGGACCUGGCAGUCGCAGCAGGAGUAAUGAGGGAGGCUUCACUUGGACUCACUUCGAUUGUCCAGGGACAAGACGGGACAAACCUGAACCCCAAAUUUUGGGUAUGA